Molecule: messenger RNA, 1395 nt
Organism: Clarias gariepinus (North African catfish)
Lineage: Eukaryota; Metazoa; Chordata; Actinopteri; Siluriformes; Clariidae
Product: CD209 antigen-like protein C
Exons: 5
Coding region: 84-938 (284 amino acids)
Biological process (GO): biological process involved in interspecies interaction between organisms
Cellular component (GO): external side of plasma membrane
Molecular function (GO): D-mannose binding; fucose binding
Source: RefSeq, a predicted model, not a curated record
GAGUGUACAUCAGUGUUUUAUUGAGUCUGUAAUAGAUAAUAUGAGUGUGUGUACAGUAUGAUGAUGUGGUCAGCGCUGAGGAGAUGAAGAGAGGAGAGCGAGUAGAGAGGGUGGUGGAUAUCUACGAGAGUGUAGAUGCUUUUAGAGGUUAUAACCCACACGUGCAGAAGGAAGACACUGACACAAAGAGGAACGUCCAAACUCAUCACACAGAAAAAGGCACUGCAUGGAGCAGGUGUUACAGAGUGACGGCAGUGUGUGUGGUGCUGCUGUGUGUUCUCCUGCUGACUGCCAUCACACUGCUGUGGAUCAAAUACAACAAUCUGAAGACAGAAAACAACCAUCUACAGAACAGUUACAACAACCUGACUACAGAGAAAAAAGAAUUACAGACCAAUUACAACAACUUGACUUUAGAGAAAAAAAAAUUACAGACCAGUUACAACAACAUGACUGUAGAAAAUGACCAGUUACAGGCCAUUAACAAAAACCUGACUGUAGAGAGAGACCAGUUCCGGAAAGAGCGAAAUGGAUACCUGAGGACAUUUUGGGAGAAAAGGAAGUGUUUCUGCUUUAGCGCUAGUCUUUAUUGCAUGUCUACUGAGAUAAAGAACUGGACUGAAAGCAGACAGGACUGCAGGAACAAAGGAUCCGAGCUGGUGAUCAUAAACAGCAAAGAGGAACAGGAGUUCAUCGGUAAACAGCAGGCCAACUUUAAGGCUUGGAUUGGUCUGAGUGACAGAGAUACAGACGGAGAGUGGAAAUGGGUGGACGGUACAACACUGACCACUGAGUUCUGGAAUAAAGGGGAACCGAAUGAUGCAGGUGGUGAUGAGGACUGUGCUGAGUUUUAUAGCGCUCCAAAAGUGAAUGUCUGGAAUGACUAUAAAUGCUCUCUUAAACAACACUGGAUCUGUGAGAAACAUCUGUCACAGUGAAGUUUAUCAGUAAUCAGUCAGUACCACAAAGUGCACAGAGACUAAAUACAACUAAUUAUUAUUAUUUUUUUUUUGUACCCCAUUACAGCUGUGUAGAUCUGUGAUGAUGAAAGCAGUUUCAUUGAGAUGGUUGAUUUAAGAGUUCAUCUCAGUAUUUCUGACUGUUAAAUCUCAGCGUCUCAGAGCUCAAGCAAGACUGGAUUGAGAUGUAUUUGCUCCUAGAGUGAUGGACAUGAUGGCACAUGAUGGAAUAUAAAAGAAUUUUACUAUUAUUAAAAUAAUUCACAUAGCGGGGGUUUUAAAAAAAAUACACAAUUUCAAUCCAUUUAUAGUAACAUUAGUCAUUCUGUUUUGCCACUGCUGUCUCUGAGUGUGGGAGUCUCUGUAUUUGCAGAUCUCUGUGAGCUACACUGGUUCUCUUUUAAUGCAGCAAAAUAAAAUACAAAAGCAGAAUAAC